Molecule: messenger RNA, 2280 nt
Organism: Malaya genurostris
Lineage: Eukaryota; Metazoa; Arthropoda; Insecta; Diptera; Culicidae
Exons: 5
Coding region: 144-2210 (688 amino acids)
Biological process (GO): regulation of transcription by RNA polymerase II
Cellular component (GO): nucleus
Molecular function (GO): RNA polymerase II cis-regulatory region sequence-specific DNA binding; zinc ion binding; DNA-binding transcription factor activity
Source: RefSeq, a predicted model, not a curated record
UAAUCUUCGGAAUUUGUAAAUAAACAACUCGCUCGAGUAAAUAGUUUUUUUUGAGGAAUUUCUGCAACAUUUUUUACUACUAAACUACCAAAACAGAUAUGUAAUAUCUGGGGUGGCAUCUGUGUAAAAAGGAAAAUAUUAUCAUGUCGCUGAAUCCAGAAUGGAACAUCACAUGUCGGAUUUGUUUGCAGGAGGGCGAAAUUCGAUCCCUGUUCGAAAUAUGUCCAGAAUCGAAUCUAAGUUACUGUGCCAAAGUGAUGCAGUGUACCAGCGUCGAAAUCCGUACGAACGACUCACUGCCGGAUCAAAUCUGUGACGCGUGUAUUCGCGAUCUGAAUGUAGCCUACCGGUUUCGGGUCAACUGCGAGAGCUCCGAUGCGAUAUUGCAAUCCUAUCGGGAAGCCAGUGUGCAUAGAGAUGAUGCUAGUGACGAUGGUGUCGAACCGGAUGUUGAUAUGGUUGAGCAAGCAAGCUGUUCAUCGGAGAUACAAAUUCCGAUCAGUUCUGAUGUGAUGUACAGUUACAAGCCACCGUCUGGACUGAAUGUGAAGCUUGUGUCGCGGGAGCAAACGCUACUGCUUGAGAACAAUGGUGAGAUAAUUAUUUGUGGACGUCCUCCACCCGAGCCGGCGCCGCCGGCUGUUGACGACCGGGAUGACGACAUUACCUCUACGGGGGAAUCGCUUGCCGCACCAGAAUCGCCUGACGAGAACGACACGGAUUCGUUGAUAACGUAUGACGAUGCUUUGCCGCCUUCUACGUGCCGAAGUGGACGCAUGGGCGAAGAGCUUGACGAAGGUACCGAAGCGCGGUCAGAGUUGAUCGACGGUCUAUUGGAGGAAGAGGAUAAUCGCACUGUCGACGAAAGUGGGAAACAACCGGACGACAGCAGUGUUGAUAUCUUCUUCGAUACAGAGGUGUACAUAAACAAGGAGGACGAUCUUCUAGAGCAAUUGGCGAGCAUCAAACGAGAGGAUGACGUUGACGAUUGGGAAAUUAUUUAUGACGACGAGAGCAGCCAGGAAUACUUCAAGAAGCUUCCUCAACCGAAAGCAUCGGAUAUUUUCGACGAUCCUAACCAUAAGGUUGAUUCCAUGGGGGAGCAGCAGAAGACCUCAUCGGUUGCAUCGAAUUUAUUGAAAACUAUUCAAACUAUACGAAAAGCAAAUGUUCCGAACGAAGAAAAACCUACGAUUGAAAACAUCAUCACCAAGGCCGGACCGGACGGGUUGCUGGAGACGGUCAUUCGGGUAAAACGAAACCUGAAAACCGUUAAACAGCGGCACGUCUGUAAGCUGUGCAACCGAUCGUACAAAUACAAGCAUGCACUGGAAACUCAUCUGCGGCGACAUCGCGGUGAUAAACCAUACAAAUGUACAGACUGCGAGAAGGCUUUCGUGGUGCCGUUCGAACUGAGACGACACAUGCGGACGCAUACGGGUGCUAAACCGUACAAGUGCAAGUACUGCGAUCGACAGUUUUCGGAUUUUGGCAGUAAAAUCAAACACGAACGAACGCACACCGGAGAAAGGCCAUAUGUUUGCGAAGUAUGUGAAAAAAGUUUCACUUAUUCGCAUGUAUUGAACAGUCACAUGUUGAUUCACACAGGAAUCAAGAAAUACUCAUGCCCGGAUUGUGGGAAACGAUUUGCGAAAUCACAUCACUUGAAGGCACACAUGAAUACUCACAUCCGUUCGACUAGCAACAGCAAUAACAACAACAACAACAACAACAGCAAUAACAGUAGCAUUCACAGAAGUAACCUCAGGGUGGAAAACGAAAGCCGGGUCGGCAUCAACAGCUCUGUUUCGAACAUCAUCUCCGACGUCGACGGGGAUGGUGAUGACGAUGGGAACAGUUUCGUUCGCUUCGAACAGCACCAAUCCAGCAGUUUGCUGGCAAGCGGUAUCGAUGAACGAAGCACCGAGUUUCAGCUGGACGAUCCUAUCCUGCGACGAGAUGACGGCAAUCCAUUCGGGCAGCUUGUAAAUAUUAGUGAUUAUAUGAUCUCGGCCAAAAGUGGCGAUACGGGCUCGAUCGGUGCCAUAAUGGCCGCUGACUGUGGUUCGGCGGACGAAGACGACGGCAUGGGCGCGGCGGGUGUGGACGAGGACGCUUUGCUUAACGUCGUGACCGUACUGGCGUCGUCCAAUCAGGUUUCCGGACUGGUCGACGGUGAUUAUGCCAACAUCCGGAUCAUCAACGGGUGAGUAUCGGGAGAGGGGUUUUUUUAUCAGCUGUUGAAUAGAGAUCUCCGAGGGAUUUUUUUAAAAUAAAUAG